Messenger RNA from Gryllus bimaculatus (two-spotted cricket), 473 nucleotides. The record is from the annotation of a GenBank genome assembly. NCBI's taxonomy places the organism in Eukaryota, Metazoa, Arthropoda, Insecta, Orthoptera, Gryllidae.
AUGGUGCUGCUACUGGAGCGAAGCGGCUGCGGCUGCACUCUCAAGACUGGCACCAUCGUCAUCGGUGUCCUGCAAGCGGGCCAGCGCGGCCUGUGCGCGGCGCUGAGCGUGGCCGGCGCGCUGCAGCUGGUGCUGAGCGUGCUGCUGCUGUACGGCGCCGACUACGAGAACCCGCGCCUCGUCAAGCCCUGGGUGCUCUUCUCCAUGGUGCUCACCAGCGCCAUCGUCGCCGUCUACUUCGGCCUCGCCGUGCUCACCUUCGCGCUCGGCGGCCACCGCAAGGUCGGCUACGCCAUCCUUGUCGGCAUCCUCGGCACCACCGCGCUGAGCACGUACUUCAUCCUGGUGGUGUACAGUUUCUACCGGGAGCUGGUGGAGCGGUCGGUGGUGCCGUGCAUCAUCUGAGCGGCCGCCGCCGCCGCCGCCGCCGCCGACUGGUGCUUCUUCCUUCCGUUGCUGCGUCGGUCGCCGGG